Molecule: messenger RNA, 786 nt
Organism: Penicillium vulpinum
Lineage: Eukaryota; Fungi; Ascomycota; Eurotiomycetes; Eurotiales; Aspergillaceae
Exons: 3
Coding region: 1-786 (261 amino acids)
Source: RefSeq, a predicted model, not a curated record
AUGCGACUACAGAUUCUACUUCACCCUCAAUUACGCAAAACUCUGCCACAAUGUGCCCAGCGCAGUCUCCAGAGGAGCGUCUGGGUCCGCUUCAAGUCACAGAUCCCUCGGCCGUCUCAAAAGCAUCUUUCACCAUUACCAAAAUCAAAGGAAACCCUUCCAGCUACACGUUCUCCAGUCACAAGAACGCUCACACCUUCAAAGACAACCACUAGGACAGGACCACCUGAACGAAUCUUAGUCUAUUACGGAGGGACAGGUAGAGCUGUCUUUCUGGGAACACUGCGAAUCACUACAGUGCUUCUAUUCGGCGCAGCAUGUCUAAUUGUUGCACCUGCAUGCUCCGUGGCUGAUUACCCCUGGUACAGCACGCCUGCGGUGAUUGCCGCCGGCGCCCUUCCAAUGAUUUUCGUCUCCUAUACUGCUGCACCGUACGUGAACUUUAUCCAUCUGGCGCUGCCCGCCUUUGCGAGGAAGUCCCGUGAAGCUGCUGUGCAGUAUGCGAAAGACCUCCCUCCCACGGCCGUGCUAUAUCUCACUAGCAUGCGAUUCAACACCAUUCCCAAGCAAACGGCUGUUCGUGUUGGAGAUCUCGUUCCGUUCAAAGAUACCCUCCGGCCAGUCACAUUCAAGAAUCUGAAUCCAUCGCCACAACGAUGGUGGCAGGGCAGAGCUCCAACCCAGUUCUAUACUGGAACCCACAGCAAACCGGGGAAACAGACAUCAGCUUUCUUUCCGGAAUUGUGGAAUGGAAUCUACCAGCAAAUUCAAAAGGCCAAGCCAUAG